AUGACGACGACGACCAGCAAGCCAGUUCCAUCCGUCAUUCGCCCGGGCAAGACACCAGAAGGUCCACCUGGCUGGGAAGAACGCAGAGUCGAAAAGCAGGUGCAGGCAGAACAAGCACAGGAGAAGCGCAAUCAUCGUCGCGAGAACUCGACCGGCAUGGCAGGUAUCAAGGAGAAGGUCCACAAGAUCGGCGAAAAGAUGCAUCUCGUAGAGCCAAAGGAUCCCAGUCAGAGGAGUGCUGCGCAGCUACAGGACGCUUCGACGAUGCCGGAACAAGCGCCAAUCGAGCAGUAG
Molecule: messenger RNA, 294 nt
Organism: Pseudozyma hubeiensis SY62
Lineage: Eukaryota; Fungi; Basidiomycota; Ustilaginomycetes; Ustilaginales; Ustilaginaceae
Product: fungal specific transcription factor domain protein
Exons: 2
Coding region: 1-294 (97 amino acids)
Source: RefSeq, a predicted model, not a curated record